Pseudonaja textilis is the source of this 5972-nucleotide messenger RNA. It is a transcript of the gene SMURF1, whose product is annotated as SMAD specific E3 ubiquitin protein ligase 1. The record is from RefSeq and is a predicted model, not a curated record. Gene Ontology annotation, cellular component: cytoplasm. Gene Ontology annotation, molecular function: ubiquitin protein ligase activity; SMAD binding. Gene Ontology annotation, biological process: negative regulation of BMP signaling pathway; protein ubiquitination; proteasome-mediated ubiquitin-dependent protein catabolic process. Lineage: Eukaryota; Metazoa; Chordata; Lepidosauria; Squamata; Elapidae.
GCUCGCGCAGUCCUCGUUCGCGUCCGGCGGGGCGGGCGUCGAGCUCCGUGAGGCGGCGACGCCGCCGCCGCCGCUUCGUGAGGUGAACCGGAGCGCUCGAGUUCCGUAUCGAAGAUGACCGUUCUUCGUUUUUAAAAGGGAAUAAGGCGAAUUAUUAUUAUUUUUGAAGAGGAGAGAAAAGAAAAGGGGAAGGAAGGAAGGAAAGGGAGAGGCUCGAGCCGGGAUCGAGCAGGUCGGGCCUGACGGCGGCGGCAGCGGCGGCGGCGGCGGCCGAGGGAAGCGCGGAUGGGGGCGGCCGUGGCCGGCGGCUGAUCCCGCCUCCCGCCCUGCGUGUGGGGUCGGUCUGAGGGGAGCGAUGUCGAACGCGGGCACCCGGAGGGCCGGCUCCAGCAUCAAAGUCCGCCUCACAGUGCUUUGUGCCAAGAAUCUUGCAAAGAAAGAUUUCUUCAGGCUUCCUGAUCCCUUUGCAAAGAUUGUGGUGGAUGGGUCUGGUCAGUGUCAUUCCACCGACACUGUGAAGAACACCUUAGAUCCCAAAUGGAACCAGCAUUAUGAUUUAUAUGUUGGGAAAUCAGAUUCUAUCACCAUCAGUGUCUGGAACCAUAAGAAAAUUCACAAAAAACAGGGAGCUGGCUUCCUGGGAUGCAUCCGACUUCUUUCUAAUGCCAUCAGCAGACUAAAAGAUACGGGAUACCAGCGUUUGGAUCUAUGCAAACUAAAUCCCACAGACACUGAUGCAGUCCGAGGCCAGAUAGUUGUCAGCCUGCAGACCCGAGAUAGGAUAGGCACAGGAGGGUCUGUGGUAGACUGCAGGGGGCUCUUGGAGAAUGAAGGAACGGUUUAUGAAGACUCGGGACCUGGGAGGCCCCUGAGCUGUUACAUGGAAGAGCCAGCCCCAUAUACGGACAGCACAGGAGCUGCCGGUGGAGGGAAUUGUCGGUUCGUGGAAACCCCUGGCCAGGAUCAGAACCUGCAGGUCCAGCGAUUGCGGGGCCCUGAUGUAAGAAGCCAUGUCCAGACCCCCCAAAAUAGGCCCCACGGCCAUCAGUCGCCAUCACCGGAUCUGCCUGAAGGCUAUGAGCAAAGGACAACAGUACAGGGACAAGUUUACUUUUUGCAUACACAAACUGGGGUUAGCACCUGGCACGAUCCCAGGAUACCAAGAGACCUUAACAGUGUGAAUUGUGAUGAACUUGGACCUCUACCUCCAGGCUGGGAGGUUAGAAGUACAGUAUCAGGAAGAAUAUAUUUUGUAGAUCAUAAUAACAGAACCACCCAGUUCACAGACCCAAGACUGCAUCACAUAAUGAAUCACCAAUGCCAACUAAAAGAAUCCAACCAGCCUUUGCAAGCACCAAACGAGGGCUCGUUGGAAGACAGCGAGGAGCUGCCUGCUCAGAGAUACGAACGAGACUUGGUGCAGAAGCUCAAGUUCCUCCGGCACGAACUCUCCCUCCAGCAGCCCCAGGCUGGCCACUGCCGCAUCGAAGUGUCGAGGGAAGAAAUAUUCGAGGAAUCUUACCGUCAGAUAAUGAAGAUGAGGCCGAAAGAUCUGAAGAAAAGGCUGAUGGUGAAAUUUCGGGGAGAGGAAGGCUUAGAUUAUGGUGGAGUGGCAAGGGAAUGGCUGUACCUUCUAUGCCACGAAAUGCUGAAUCCGUAUUACGGGCUUUUCCAGUAUUCGACUGAUAACAUUUACACGCUGCAAAUAAAUCCUGAUUCCUCCAUCAACCCUGAUCAUCUCUCUUAUUUCCACUUUGUCGGUCGGAUAAUGGGUCUGGCAGUGUUCCACGGGCAUUACAUCAACGGGGGUUUCACGGUCCCUUUCUACAAACAGCUGCUGGGCAAACCCAUCCAGUUGUCUGAUUUGGAAUCGGUGGAUCCAGAGCUACAUAAGAGCUUAGUCUGGAUUUUAGAGAACGACAUCACUCCAGUUCUGGACCACACCUUCUGCGUGGAACACAAUGCUUUUGGCAGAAUUCUGCAGCACGAACUCAAACCGAACGGGAGAAAUGUUUCCGUGACGGAGGAGAACAAGAAAGAAUAUGUCAGGCUGUAUGUAAACUGGCGGUUCAUGAGAGGAAUUGAAGCCCAAUUCCUGGCCCUUCAAAAAGGUUUUAAUGAACUUAUUCCUCAACACCUCCUGAAGCCUUUUGACCAUAAGGAACUUGAGCUCAUCAUUGGUGGCCUCGAUAAGAUUGAUCUGAACGAUUGGAAAUCCAACACUCGCCUGAAGCACUGCAUGGCUGACAGCAACAUCGUCAAGUGGUUCUGGCAAGCGGUGGAGGCCUUCGACGAGGAAAGGAGAGCACGGCUGCUCCAGUUUGUGACAGGCUCCACGCGGGUCCCCCUUCAGGGUUUCAAAGCUUUGCAAGGUUCUACAGGCGCGGCAGGACCCAGGCUGUUCACCAUCCACUUGAUAGAUGCCAACACAGACAACCUCCCAAAAGCUCAUACUUGCUUUAACCGAAUUGACAUUCCGCCUUACGAGUCCUAUGAGAAGCUUUAUGAAAAGCUAGUGACCGCUGUGGAAGAGACCUGUGGCUUUGCGGUGGAGUGACCAGGCAACCAAAGGAAACCCAUAUUGCUAAAGCUCAUGGACCACCAAAAUCAAAAAGCUGUAAGGAGAAGCUUGCUGUGAACUUCUGUUCUUUUUUUUUGUCCAAAGUGUUGGGAUUUGCUUGACAACUUAGGGGUGCAAAGGCUGUUUUUCCCCUUCCUUCGACGGCGUCGGCGAAGAGGGAGGCUUUUUAUUUUUGGAGGUUCCCAAACAUACUUUCUCCCUCUUGUGACAAUAAACCCUCCCUUUUCUUUUCUUCAUUUCCCAGGAAAACAGCAACAACAAAACCAUACACACGCACAAACACACACACACACAAAACCAGGCAGCCAGGUUCAACGUUUUGGUUUUGGUUACCCGCGAUAAUUCUGCUAGAUUUGUAACACAUAUUGUGAUAAGGGUCUACGACCUGUGGUCUUUUUUUAUAGGAGAUUCAAACUGUAGUUGAGUAUCUUUGCCAUUGGUUUGCCGAGGAGUUUGGUCGGUAGGUGUCUGUGGAUGUUUGUCUUCGACGCAGCCCUGAACCCUUGUAGAAUCCAGAAGCUCUGGAGAUUUAAAAGGAAAAAAAGAAAGAUUGGCACUGGAAUUCCUACUGGCACAUUUCAAGGAGACCCCAUUUAAGGAACACCUAGCGGAGCGCGCAGCUCCGUAAGCAUAGGAAAACUGGGGGUUACUAUUCCUUGUCAGGAAGCUCUUUUGGUCUUCUGUGAAUGAGAUGACUUGGCUCGUAAGAGGAACAAUUCAGGAGAAUCAAGCCAUCUUGAAUGAUGUGAGUUUCUCUUCUCCUUUUGCGGGGACAUUUUGCAUUGGAGAUAGAUUCAUUCUUUGGAAUAAUUGUCCGUUUUUCUUUUCAUCAUCCCUGGCCUCUGCUAAAGGGAAAGCAGGGCACGGCUCAGAUUCUCAAGAGAAACCACAUAUCCCUCCUUUUUAUUUCCCUCUCUCUGUUUUCUGAAAUGCUUUCAUUGUGAUGUGAAACGGCCGAAAUUCUUUCCACAGGAAAUAGCUUACAGCAAAGAUAAACGGAAUCCAGUUCCAUUUCUGAAACCGUCUGGAAUAUAGAACGGCUCUCGUGAAAAGAGCUCUAAUGCAAGCCUCAGCCUAUAGAGACUGAGUCACCCAAACCACUGUUUCCAGCUUCUGUCUUUUUUUCUUUUCAUUUCCCCCAGUCCCGCAACACAAUUUAGCCAAUUUUCCCAGUUGAUACCAAUUUGUUUGCCCUCCAGGCGACUUCCAGGGCAAGGAAGAACCCGAAUGGUAAGAAUUCCCUCUGUCCAAAUGCUUCUUUUUAAUUUGCACAAAUGAAGAAGGCCGGUAAUUGUUAACAAGAUAACACUUUUCGGGGUCAGAAAUUCCACUAAUCAUCAAGUGUAACCUUGACACUUUGUGAGAGUUUUCCUUCCUCCUCCUUUUGCAAAGAAGCAUAUUAACAAGGUGUCGAACUUCAUACGUGGGUCAUGUUGAUGUGGGCUUGUUUCUGUUUGUUUCUGUCUGUCAACGAGGAUAUUUCUAUCGUCACUUAUACAACCAGUUGAGAAUAGCUUUAAACUGUGAUAGGACAAACCAAAAUUAGCGAACUUGUCCAGCUCCCCGGAUUGUUUUUCUUCCUGUUUAUUCAGUUGACUGUAACCCUUGGCGACGGAAAACUUAAGGAUUCCAUGUGAGAAGGCAAAUCUACCUUUGUGAUAUUUGCACCGUGUGGUGAAACGAUUGGGUUUUGUGGUUGACUUAACAACUGACCCGCAAUGUCCUUCCGGGAUUCAUUUGCACUUAAAGAGGCCACUGAAAUGCAUUGCGGAUAAUCUGGGAGGGGAUCAGGUCAUGGGGCCUUUUUCAGAUCUUGGAAGGACCUUAACAAACUUCUGGACAAUAGAAAUCUACCACCAUCGCUGCUUUUCCAAGGGCUCUUGAAGAUUAUACUGUAUAUUUUGUGGGGAUCUUGAUCGACCCUACCACUGGAAUUUUAAGCCUCUAAAGAAUCAUAAAGGUGUGAAUUCUGCUCCCACUAAAAUUAUUUGCACAGUCUGUUUCCCAGUUAUUGAACAGCGUUUUAAGUGUGGUAAGCAAUUCUCCUCGAGCCACGCAUUAAAAUAGGCUGGCCACAGAGAUACUUCCGUGGCAUUUAUAGGCUGAAUUCUUGCAUCGUUCUUGUCUCAUAUCGUGGCUCUUCAGCCACGUCCAAAAUCGAGGACCCACAAACAGGUCAAGCAACUUGAAAUGCAAAAGGCAGCCUGUGGCAGACUGCAUAGAGCAUCGAAGGUAGCUUUGGGGCAGGGGCCUUCCACCUGGGCUGCUUUUAAGACGUGUGGUCUUCCCCUCCCAGAAUUGGCUGAGGAAUUGUGGGAGUGGGAGUCCACCCGUCUUCAAAGUGGCCAAGGUUGGAGACCGGCUGCCCUGGAAAGGUGGCAGGGUGCAGAACGGGUUCUCUCUGAAGGUAACUGGGCUGAGGAAGAAAGCUCUCUUAAUUUUGCUCACCUCCUCCAGUUGCCUUCUACCGUUCACCAGCUAAGAAAGUGCAGCUGGUCUGUCUGUUGAGGUCUUCAGGCAGGAUCAGAAAGCAAGCUAGGUGUGACUAGGGGAGGAGCAAGGGGCUUGGAGGGCCUUUGGCUUGUGCCCCAGGUGAGCAUGUCACCUAGCCUCCCCCAUCAAAGAAACUAAAAACAAACAAACAAACAAUGGGCAGGUGAGAAUUUUCUGAACCUCAGCUAGGCUGAAAGCUUUGGGACAGCUCAAGGAUUAGGACAGAAUCCACCAACACGAAGGCUGAGUUGCUCUCCUCCAUCACGAGCAUCAACUGGAGCAGGUCUGCAGAAGUCCUUGAAAACCAUGAGUAAAGCUUACGUAAGGGUGGAGCAUGAAACGCCUGCCCGCAGUCUUCCCUCUGUUAAGCAUUUGCAGCAUUUCUGCGAGGAGAUAGGAACCUGGCGUUUAGCUGCGAUGCCACUUCAGCGGGAAAGGCAAAGGUCCAAUUUCUCGUCGGAUUCUCUCAUCCGGAGCCUCUUGAAGUGACCUUCAGCAUCCCGGUAGCCAGAGAUAAGCUGCGCCUGGUCCAGCGAUGCAAAUCUCCCUCCCACCCCUCUGUAGUUUUGGUUUGUUUGUUUACUUGCCCCCAAAUGCCUCAUCUGCCUUGAUGCGCUCCCAGGGAUGCAGGAAAUCAGCACUUGCUCAGUGUUAGGAAUUGGAAAGACGGGACUCGCUCCCACUCAAAAUUGGACCAAUUUUCUGUUUGUUUAAAGCAGAGAUGUCCAACCUCGGCAACGUCGAAGACCCGUGAACUUCAACUCCCAGAAUUCCCCAGUCAGCCAUGCAUGGAACUGGAAUUCUGGAAGUUGAAGUCCACAGGUCUUCGAAGUUGCCAGGGUUGGACGCCGCUGCUUUAAAGGGAUUGCUUGCUUUAACAUGAGUUCUCAGGCCUCAG